AUGGCACUCGCAAACGGCGCGUCAAAAGUCAUGCAGAAUCGCUCAAGGCCUGCAGUUGCAAUCCCAAGAGGCAUCGCUCCUGCUCUGCCUCUCUCCUAUGGUAAGCUACAACAAAAGAAACUAGCUAGCCGGGAAAAGACGAAGGAAAUCGUUGCCCCAUCCUCGACGGCUCCAGCAGUUCAAGUGUCCAUCACUUCGGAUUUUACCACAAAUAUAAUUCCUACCCAUGCCGAUGAGCCUGUUGCUGAAGAAAAACUUUUCGAAGUAAUCAAAGAGUCCCCCAAACGCAUCCCCGCAGCAGUUGUCGAUGCCUCAUCUACGUCGGAAUCAUUGGAUGGAUUUACUUCUACGAAGGGCGAAACUACAAUUGGUUCUGCUACUACUGAACGUGGUUCUGCUGAGCGCGAAGACGAGGAAAAGUUUGCCAACGUGAUUGAGGUCAAAGCAGUCGAAGAGGAACAGCACUCUGCCCCAUCCGAAACUCAAUCGACCACAUCGAGAUCAACAUAUCAAUUGCCUCCACCAUUUGUCCCUGCUAGCAAUCAAUCCACCAUGUCCUCCGACUCUGCUCAAUUCCCACAGCAGGUUGCGUUCAAUGGUCAACAUCCAAUGCACCAUGCGCACCCCAGCAGUUCAAACCCGGUAUUUGGAGGAUACCCCGAUUCUAAUAAUUCAUCACCAGCUCCACCUUCGAGCACUGGCAAUAUUCCACCUUAUGCUUACGCGCAACAAAGUGGUUUGCGUCACGGUCCCCCUCCAACGAACGGCGGCCAUCAACACCACAUGUCAAACGGAUUCUCACCAAUGACCCCGGUAUUUCCUCCAGGAUAUUAUCACCACCAAGACGGCUUUCAGGCCGCUCCAGGUGAUGAUUUUCUUCGCAGACAAAUACCACCAUUUGGCCCGUCCGAAGGUUACUCGCCGACUGGCCCUCAAAUCGCCGAGAGCCCUCGAUUUAAUGGCUUUGAUCCAGCUACUGCGCACAACAUUCACGGGUCUCGACCAUCGGCACAGAUUGAUCAAGAGAAUGGUCUAGGUCCUCAUUACGGCCAUCAUCCAUCUCCAAUACCACCCAUGGGACCACCACCUUAUCGUGGAGUUCUCGGUUACCCACGUAAAGAAGAGAUUCCUUGGGCAGGCGGCAAUCGUCGAGAUCUUUGGUUUCACCUUCGUGAACAGUUUGCACAACCAGAAUUCUCCGACUGUGUUCUUGAGCUACGCUACUCUGAUGACCGCGCUGCUCCUCUUCGAAUCAGUGGUCACAGAUUGAUCUUUGCUCGCUGUUUCGUAUUGAAAAGUCUCAUCACAUCUGGAGUACGAACAAACGCUGAUUCACCCCUACCUAUUCAGAAUAUCUUGAUCGAGUCGGACGAUCGUUACUUGCGUUCUGAUGCCUUCUCGUUGGCGGUUCGAUAUCUUUAUGGCGGACCUAUAUUGGACUUAGAUGCAAUGGCUCGCUUCCCAGCUCCGUACAUUGGAUCAGCUCCCGUGCCAUCAACACCAGCUGACCGUUUCGACUUCACGCUUGGCUACAUAGCAGCAGGGGUUAUUCUUCAGAUUCCUCAAGUUUGGAAGACUGGCUGCGCUAUUGCGAGUCAACUAAUCACUUGGGAUACCGCUGAGAAAGCUCUUGAGUUCGCUCUUGAAGGGGGUAUUGAUUGGUCAUGGAGCUCAGGCGCCCCAGAUGUCAACGAUGUAGUCGGCCGAAGCAUUUAUACGCCAUGUGCUAAUAUGCUCAUCUACAACAUAAUCAACUUGAUCAUACUCUCCUUCCCUCCCAAUUUCGAACUGGAUACAACUGUCUCGGACAUUCAUUUUAAUGCUAGGAUCCCGUAUGUACCAGAUCAACGACCAAAUCCCACACCCUCACGCUUGAGCUCCAUCAAAUUUGGCGAUCACCCUACUGAAGAGAGUCUUCGCUCCCCUUCUUCAGAUCAUAUCACUGUUACUUUGUCAAGACUACUACUCAACUUGCCAUUCGGCCCUUUGAAGCAUGUAUUGGAGACUGGAAAUGGUGGUGUCAUUCAUGGCCACACAACUCAUUUACUUCGACGAAAGGUCAUGUAUACUGUCAUCGAGGAGCGUGAGAAGAGAAGACAAAAAGCAUUCAUUAGUAAAGUAUCAGACGAGGAGCGAAUUAAGAAUGGACGUCAGUGGAAUGCAGUUGGCUGGAAAGAGGUUGUUCUCCCGUUUGAUGAUCAUCGCAAUGAAGAUGUCCCAUGCUUGAGGAAGACUUGGGUGGGUUUCACACAUACUGAAAGCAAGUAG
Sclerotinia sclerotiorum 1980 UF-70 is the source of this 2268-nucleotide messenger RNA. RefSeq lists its product as hypothetical. The transcript has 2 exons. NCBI's taxonomy places the organism in Eukaryota, Fungi, Ascomycota, Leotiomycetes, Helotiales, Sclerotiniaceae. Bases 1 to 2268 code for a protein of 755 amino acids. The record is from RefSeq and is a predicted model, not a curated record.